Messenger RNA from Ustilaginoidea virens, 2193 nucleotides. RefSeq lists its product as uncharacterized. Bases 1 to 2193 code for a protein of 730 amino acids. The record is from RefSeq and is a predicted model, not a curated record. Lineage: Eukaryota; Fungi; Ascomycota; Sordariomycetes; Hypocreales; Clavicipitaceae. Gene Ontology annotation, molecular function: zinc ion binding; DNA-binding transcription factor activity, RNA polymerase II-specific. The transcript is spliced from 5 exons. Gene Ontology annotation, biological process: regulation of DNA-templated transcription.
AUGUCGAACCGCCCUUCGACGUUUCGAUACUUGGUUCCGAAGCUCGACCAGGCUGAAUCUCGACCAACGGACCCACCGCCUCUGCAACCGACGCCAUCAUCUUGUCUCAAGGUCCCCCACACGCUUGUCGCGUGCGAUGCUUGUCGGAAAAGGAAAGUCAAGUGCGACGGCGCGAAACCGAAAUGCUCGGCGUGCGUUUCCCGUCGACAGCAAUGCCUUUACCGUACCGAUCUCCGGGUGGAGAUGACGGAGCUUCGAAACAUAGCUCAGGACCAUAACCGCGUUCUGGAGUUGCUAAGGACUGCUCCCCCAGAGACGGUCGUGGCCUUGCUGCGACAUCUGAGAGGCACCGAGUCUGCCUCGGCCACGGACGACGUGAUACAACCUACCUUGGUGCCCGCCCAUCCACAUUUACAUCUCGACUUGCACUUCCGAUACCCCAAUGCUUUCCCUUCGCUGCACCCGCUCGAAAUUGAAAAGUUUGAUCUGCGUCUUAUCGAUGGUAGCCAGCAAUCGUCCGGUUUUUCGCGUCCGCGGAAGCGUCUGCGCGGCGCCGACGACUUUCAAGGGGCGUGUUCGAGGGAAGAACAGUUACGAUUGGGUAAUGCCGGCUCUGCAUCUACUCGAGGAGAACCUCAUCCUGCGUCCCGCCCGAUAGCUAGUGGCCCUGCCCACUACGUCGAUUCCAGAUUGCAAAGCCUCAACAUUCGGAGGUGGACUUCAGUCCUCAUAUCGAAUUCGUUCGCUGCCAGGGCGAUUUCCUUUUAUCUGAGCAAUGAGCACCCGGUUCUUGCUGUCUUUGAAGCCGACUUGUUUCUGCGGGACCUUGUCCUGGGAAAGGGCCGUUUCUGUUCGCCGUUACUCGUCAGCGCUCUACUCGCUUGGUCUUGCGCAACCUACGGACAGUUCAACCCAGAUGCGAAGGCAAUGUCGGUCCUGUUUCUCGAAGAGGCAAAGCUCCGCUGGAUUGCAAACCAGAACCAGCCUCCAGAUGUAACAGCUGUGUCGGCAGCCAUACUUUUGGUCCUUGCAUGCAACCAUCAUGGAAUGGACCGUGUAGGCUUGCUGUAUCUCGAUAGCAGCGCCGAGAUGGGUCUACGGCUGGGUCUCUUUGACCGAGAGGGUGGUGAACCGCCCCUUGAUCGGUUCGAGGACGAGGAAAUGAGAGCCGCGGCCGCGUUUGCUGCCUGGGGUGCGUUUGGGUGGCACACACUGCACUGUAUAUACUUUCGACGAAAGCACCGACUAAAACAUGCACCGUCACUGCCGAUUCCGGGAGAAGGCGACGGCUUGACGUUGGCCCAUUACAUGGGAACCACCUUCACCUGGUUAUCCAAGUUUUGGCGAAUCGUCCACGACGCCUUCCGGGACGGGUACGAAUCCUACGUGCAAUCUCCCUUGCACAACGCCGAAGCGGCGUACAUGAAUUUGUUGGAGUGGUCUCGAGACUUGCCGGAAAGCGUCGCGCGAGGCCCCUCGUGUGCACAUCACGUCCUCAUUAUGCACAUAUGGUACCAGACCGCAAUCAUGGACAUUUGGCGGCCGUUUCUGAGCGCCGGCCGCCAGGCCGGGUUGCGGAAUUUCCUCCUUUCGGAAGACAACAGCCCAGCAGCCGCGUACCACGCCUCGGUCCGUCAGCUCAAGCGAUUGGUGUACCAGUACAGGACGCGGUUCGAGACAACCAACCUCACCAUGCUGGUCACUCCCGGCUUCCUGUAUCUCGUGAACGAGGUCUUCCGCGACAGCUCCUGCCCGGAUGCGCAGAUUUACUUUAUCCUGUCCGUUCGGGGCUGCCUCUCCAUCCAACCCUGGUGUCCGGGGCUGAGCGGCAUAGCCAAGGCUUUCAUGAGUUUCGCGUGGCGCAUUGACCUGUUCUGCAAGCCGGGAUGGACGUCCGGGCUGAUUGAAAACAUCCGCCAGACGAUCGAGGAGCAGGACGAGCACGCGACAUAUAGCAGCCUCUACCCCAUCGAUCUGCGCGUAGGCCACGAUGGCGUGGAGCACGGAAACAUGGAGGUGCUGGCGAACGAAUUCCGAAGGGUGGCAACCGAGCUGAAUCACCGUCACAAGGACGCGGUCCAGGGGGUGGAAAGCGAAGCGGCCUGGAAGGGGGAUCCUCGAGACUUGAGCCUGACCCUGAGUGUAAGCUACGAAGAGGAAGCCACCGCCUUUACCGACAUGACGCAGGGGUAA